GUCCGCUGGUUGUUGCCGCGUGAGGGUUACGUCGGUCCGUGCUGUCGGCUCGGUUUACGUCCCGAAGUCCCGAGAGCCAUGAAAGUAGUCCCGCGGCCCGUACUGUAGUGUUCAUUGAUUAGUGUAUGGAGGUGUGAGUGCAGUGUGUAUGUGUGUGUGUGUGAAUUACUUUAUCAAAAUAGACAAUUUUGUGUGAUAAACUUGCAAAGUCGAUUAAUUUCGACUUUACAAAGUGUGGUGAUGCAUUUGAGGAUAUAUACCCUAUUGAUAGCUGCUCUACUAGUUGGAUAUACAACCGCAGAAGAGGUGAGGCUGAGGAGGAACUCGGUGUCGGGUGACAUGCACGGAGUGCAGGUAGAGGUCCGGAGCACUAGUAAACCAUGGGAGAGCCCCAAGUCCAAGGACGACCUGUAUUUGGACGACGCGGCUGACGGGUCGGGUGACGGCGACGGCGACGGCCCGCGGGGGGAGUUCAAGGGGGACCUAGAGGCCAGCGGCUCCGGGAGCGGCCCCUCGGACGACGACGACGACGAGGAUUACGCCAGAAAAGGCCCUCAGAAACCGAGUCCAGACGUUACAAGUACUUCAGAUAGAAACCGGUUGGAAGAAACGGUCGUCACGAGAACUCAGGCGAAUAAUGAGCAAUCACCUGUGUUCCCUGAGAAGGAUUUGAGCAAUUCAAAUUCGAACCAGGACAUAACGCUGGGCGGCGGCAGCAGCUCAGGCAGCGGCAGCUCAGGCAGCGGCCCCAAGUCGCAGCCUCCCGUCACAGACAUUGACGACAACACCCUCGGCUCCGGCAGCGAAGACGAGCGAAUGGGAAAUGAAGGAGUUUACAUCAUGAGCAACAAACCAGAAGAAAGGGCUGCCUCAUUCUUUGCCCAGCCGGGCAUUCUGGCUGCUGUGAUUGGAGGUGCAGUCGUUGGGCUCCUUUGUGCCAUUCUGGUCGUCAUGUUCAUCGUCUAUCGAAUGCGGAAAAAAGAUGAAGGGUCGUACGCUUUGGAUGAACCCAAGAGAUCACCAACAGUCAACUCAUACUCAAAAAAUACAAAUCGUGAAUUUUUUGCCUGAAAUUGUGAAGUUCAUGUACUUGUUAACUUAUUGAAGAGCAAACUUGUAACAUUCUGGUCUUACAAUAAUUUGUAGUUCAGCAAGGUGGCUUAGAACUACAUGGCCAGAACCAAAAUGACAACAUGUCAAGAAAAGCUUUGACAUGAGCAUAAGACUCUUCAGUUAAUGCUAGAACACGGAGUCUACACUAAACAUAUUCUAGCAAAACACUUCAUGUUUUGCGUGAAUUAAAAUUGUAUCUCUAUGUUCACACAUUUGCUUUUGAGUCUGUUUGCAGCUGCCGACUGGAGAGCAUCUUUUAUUUAUUUUAUAUUUUGUCAAAAUUUUUGUUGUGAGAGAUAUGGUUUUAUUCAACUGAUUGGCUUUUAUUCUGUUUCCUUGUUGUUACUACUGUCCAAAACCUGUGACAAAUUAGUAUUUAUUGGUUCAAAUUGUGUAGAUACUUGUUUGCAGAACGGUCAAAAGAAAAAAAAAAUAGCAGAGAAGGAAAUUUUAAAAAAAGAUUUUUAAUGACUUUGUUUGAUUGAAGGUCGCCAUACAGCACAAAUUGCUCUGGACAAUAUGAAGUAUUGUAUAUGGUGUACAUUGUGGCACCAAUAGCUUGAAUUUGCUGUAAUGUACUGUUAGGAUGAGAUAAUCAAUGAAACGUUGGCACAAAUGUACUUUUACAUUUCAGAUGCUUUAUUUGUAUUGGUUGAAUGUUUGGGACAGACUCACACCAGUUGUGAAAAUUGAAUCAAUACUGAAUCGUUUUAGUUUGCUUAUUUAGGACUGCGGCUUACUUCUACCGUCCAUUUCCUUCUCUACUAGCCCACUCCGUUCAGCUCGAACACUUUUUAGUGUAACUUAUUUAUUGAAGUCUGUCUUUCUUCAGCUUUUUAGCAAGCUUCCCUGUACUUUUUCUCUGUCAAAGAACGAAUUGCAGCAAUUUUUUUUGUUUGUGAUUCUGUUGAGCAACUUCAUUGUAAUUUCCUCUUCAUUUCAUCCUCCUUCUUCUUAUGUUUUCAUUGUUUUAUCAGGAGCUACAGUAUAUUUUUAAAUAAGGCAAGUGUCAUAUUAGCUGCGGCGCAAAAUGUUCCUUUUUUUCUAUCUAGUAUUUUAAUUGAAAGUGUCAUGUUUGCAAGGUUUGUGUUGAAUGUGACAGAAAAUUACUUGAAUAGUUAUCUUGUUUGUGUUUAUCACUUGUGUAUUGUGUAUGGGUGAUUCCUCAGAUUCCGUAGUAGAAUUUUUUUAUGAAUUUCAAAUUAUUAGUUGUGGGUCUUCCGCAUUUGUAUUGUCACCACCUUGUGAUGAAUGCAACAAACCAAAAGGUCAUGUAAUGCUGAUGACUAUUGCUCAAUAUGGUAGCUCCCUUGUGUAUAAAACUAAUUUUCGGCAAUAACAUUUCUUCUGUAUGAUGCA
Messenger RNA from Thrips palmi, 2472 nucleotides. RefSeq names its product syndecan (gene Sdc). Gene Ontology annotation, biological process: cell migration. The transcript is spliced from 6 exons. NCBI's taxonomy places the organism in Eukaryota, Metazoa, Arthropoda, Insecta, Thysanoptera, Thripidae. Gene Ontology annotation, cellular component: membrane; cell surface. The record is from RefSeq and is a predicted model, not a curated record. Bases 241 to 1071 code for a protein of 276 amino acids.